Molecule: messenger RNA, 1687 nt
Organism: Notodromas monacha
Lineage: Eukaryota; Metazoa; Arthropoda; Ostracoda; Podocopida; Cyprididae
Source: the annotation of a GenBank genome assembly
AUGGGUCCAUUUACCGUGUUUGUGCCGACGGACGAAGCGUUCGGAGUUCUGCCGGCCAAAUUGGUGUCGGACCUGCGAGCCGACCCAGAGAAGUUGAAAGAGGUUUUGUUGAACCAUGUCGUCGCCGGAACUACCCUGUCAACAGCGUUCACGGAAUCCGACGCCGUCGUCACUGCCAACGGUGGCAAGACGCUGCGCAUCAACCGCUACCAGCUGGCCCCCAGCACUCCUAAAAUCUUGACAGUCAAUGGGGCAAGGAUUCUCAAGGCUGAUGCAACUGCGACCAACGGAGUCAUUCACUUCGUCAACAGGGUUUUGUAUCCAUACGCCGAGCAAACCGUGGUUGACAUCAUGUUCGGCUGUAAGAUCUUCGAAGGUGUCGCAAACUUGCUGAUCGAGACCAACAACAUUGACAAGCUGAGCGGACCCGGGCCGUUCACCGUUCUAGCACCAUCCACAGAAUCAAUCAACAGGAUCAAGUCGGAAAUUGACGAGAUCGUCGCAAAUGACAAGGAUAAGGCAGCAGCUAUCAUGAAGUACCACUUGCUGAAUGGAACAUACUUCAGCGAGGGGCUUUUCGAUCGGCAGUACCUCACGACUGAGGCUGAUGAGGGGCUUUCUGUCAGUUGCGCUGUGACAACGGAUACUUUCUUCAAGCGGUUGGCAGGCGUGAAUGACGUCCGCGUAACGAAGCCGGACAUCGUUGCCACCAACGGAGUCAUCCAUUUGCUGGACGGAGUUCUAGAUCCUGGUUCACCGUUGAUCACCUGCAACCUCCUCUGAUGAGCUAAAAAAAAUGUUACGCCAUUGAUUUACGAUUUUAACCAUGAAGUGCUGACGAGAAAGCAGCAGCUCUUGCGACGUAAAUAGUUAACAAGGUUUGGAGAACGGAUCGUUCUUCGCUAGGCUUGUUUUCAAGAGUUUUCCGAAAGGCAUUUUCGUGUUGGAAAAAGAUAGAGCUAAGCUCAGCGCAUAUGGAGGAGCCUUUUCUGUCGUGUAGUACGUGUCACAACUCAUUUUUUUCUCGCUGAGAAGCAAAUUAAUCUGAAACGUAGUUCUGAUAUUCUUGGACCUUGAAGUGAUUAUUUUACAAGAAAACGCUGGAAAGUUAGAUUUUGUUCACCUUCGAAUACGCCUACCUCAAGAGUACAGGCAGCCUCUUUUAAUGAAUUCGUUCGUUGCGUGGCAGUACUUCAGCUUCUCGGGAGCAUCUUCGUGCAUUUUCGUAGAUUCUAGGAGAAGUUUUGAGGGUCAUGUGAGGCGGAGGAAUGCAGGGUUUUCCUCGCACAUGCGCUUUCUGUUGUUCAAAAGUGCCAAAUUUUGCAGGAUCCGAUCCGAGGAUCAUUCGCAAAACAUUUUUAUUUUGAGUCUAGAUUUGAAUCUAGCGGAAAUCCAUCCGCUUUUCAAUUUCAUUUCUCUCGACAGCAUCAUCCACUUCAUUUUCCCGAAAAGUUCCAGUCCUUUUACAGUUUCUGGACUAGCACGAGACGUUGGAAAGAUUCGUCUGUUUAAUACAUUUUGUACGACGUUUUGCGGGCUCGAGGUGUUUUUCAGUUUCUUACAAGACGGAUGUUUUAUCAUGUUUUGAACAUUGACCUUUGCAUAUAUGUGGAGAUUGUUUCUACGUUGUUCGAUUGUAUUCAGGGGAGGUUUUCCGGAGGAAGAAAUACAAUGUUUGUGCAUAUUA